GGUUGAGAGGGAAUGUACACGUUGCCUCCAACGCACAGACGAAUGACUGAGCUGCUGCUGAACAUGUCGCUGGAUCAGAUCGGCAGCCGUGGCGGGGGUGGUGGUGGCUUUCGAGGAGGGGCGCGCGUGAGGGAAGGCGGAGGGAUGAGGAGCGAGGUCGUUUCUCGGCCGCAGUCCCAGGUCUCGCGGCCGCAGUCUUCUGUGGCCGGCAAUUUCGCUGCCCGCGCUCUUUCUUCUGGUUCAGGCCCGAUGCGCAGGCAGGGGAUUUCCCGUGCCGCGAGAGAGACGGCGGCGCCUUACCAGCGACCCACACGCCCUUCGGACGGCGUGCAUUCUCGCCUUGGCGACCCGGUGGUGGCCGGCACCCGCGUCCACGUAGGCGGACUGAACUUCGACGUCAUGGACGAAGACAUCAAGGAGCUUUUUGCCGGCGUCGGAGACCUGCUGCACUGCAAGAUCGAUUACGACCGUGCGGGUCGCUCCAACGGCAAUGCCGUGGUGAUCUUCAAGAGGAGAGAGGACGCAGAAAACGCGGUCUCCCAGUUCCACAAGCGGACUCUUGACGGCACGCCCAUGCAUGUGGAGAUCGUGGAGGGAGGGGGUGCCGCAGAGUCCGCUCGAGGCGGCGUGCGGGGAAGGGGCGGAGGCGGCGGCGGCGGCGGCGUCCCGACGUGGAGAGGUCAGGAGAUAGGGGUCAGUGGCGACGCGCAAAAGCAGGACAAAGCAGUCUUUGUCCAAUUUGCGGAGAUGUAG
Messenger RNA from Ectocarpus sp. CCAP 1310/34, 753 nucleotides. Lineage: Eukaryota; Phaeophyceae; Ectocarpales; Ectocarpaceae. The record is from the annotation of a GenBank genome assembly.